CCCGACCGUUACAUUUGAACGCGUCAAUCCGACCGUUAGACCGAUAAAGAAACGCAGGAAAAGCCCCCUCCCUUGUACUCUGCUCCUACUGUCCGCCUGUCCGGUGUCCCCAUACUCUCAUGACUUCACGAGUACUACUCCUACCUCGCAAUUCCAUCAGAAUCUCAUGACCCGAGUCUCUCGCCAUCACCAAUGGUCGAUCCCCUCCUCAGCUUCCUGUCACUCCUGUUGCUAACGGCGGCUUUAGCCGAAGCCACAGCCGUGGCGGCGGCAGCAGCGAAGAACGUCACCAUGGAGUCGGCCACGCUGUCCUUCUCGGACCUGACGCUGCUCGGGGACUCCUUCCUGCGGAACGGCUCCGUGGGGCUCACGCGCGACACGGGCGUGCCGUCCUCCAGCGCCGGGAGCGUGCUCUGCACGCGCGCCUUCGCGUUCCGGGGGCCAGCGGGCGCCAACGGCACCGCCUCCUUCGCCGCCAGGUUCUCCUUCGUCAUCGCCAACCAGAACGCCGGCUCCACCGGCGGCGACGGCCUCGCCUUCUUCAUCUCCUCCGACAGCGCCACGCUCGGCGCCACCGGCGGCUACCUCGGCCUCUUCAACUCUACUGCCGCCGCCGUCCCGGGUAAGGACGCGCGCGCCAUCGUCGCCGUGGAGUUCGACACCAUGGUCAACGCGGAAUUUAGCGACCCGAGCGACAACCACGUCGGCCUGGACCUCGGUUCGCCGGUGUCCGUCGACGCCGUCGACCUCGCCGCCUCCGGGAUCGUCCUCAACAGCGGCAACCUCACCACGGCCUGGAUCGAUUACCGGAGCAACGACCACCUGCUCGAGGUAUCGCUCAGCUACUCGGGUGUCAAGCCGAAGCGGCCCGUGCUCUCCUUGGCCGUCGACCUCUCGGCGUACCUGAAGGAGGCCAUGUACGUUGGCUUCUCAGCCUCCACGGAGGGGAGCACCCAGCAGCACACCAUCAAGGAAUGGUCCUUUCGGACGUUCGGCUUGCCGUCAGCGACCAACGCCACUAGCAACGUCUCGGAGCAAGCGGUGCCCGGCGUGAACGUGACCGAGAGUGGCGGCGGCGGCGCCCACAAGAAAAGGCUGGGGCUCGCCAUCAGCGUCCUGGGCCCCGUCGCGCUCGCCGCCGCUUUCCUCUUCUUCGCCUGGGUGUCCGUCAAGAAACUGCUAUUGCUGACGUCGAGGAAGGAACCCAUCUUCCCGCCGGAGCUGCUCAAGGGCCCAAGGAAGUUCAGCCACAAGGAGCUCAGCAUGGCCACCAGAGGGUUCCAUGCGAGCAGAGUCAUCGGCAGAGGCGCGUUCGGCACGGUGUACAAGGCCGCCAUGCCGGGCGCCGCCACCACGUACGCCGUGAAGCGGUCGACGCAGGCGCACCAGAGCCGGAGCGAGUUCGUGGCGGAGCUCUCCGUCAUCGCCUGCCUCCGCCACAAGAACCUGGUCCAGCUGGAGGGGUGGUGCGACGAGAAGGGGGAGCUGCUGCUGGUGUACGAGUACAUGCCCAACGGCAGCCUGGACAAGGCGCUGUACGGCGACCCCUGCACGCUCUCCUGGCCCGAGCGGCACACCGUCGCCGCCGGGAUCGCGUCCGUGCUGGCCUACCUCCACCAGGAGUGCGAGCAGCGCGUGAUCCACAGGGACAUCAAGACCGGCAACAUCCUGCUGGACGGCAACUUGAGCCCCCGGCUUGGGGAUUUCGGGCUCGCCCGGCUCAUGGACCACAACAAGAGCCCCGUCUCCACGCUCACCGCGGGCACCAUGGGGUACCUCGCGCCGGAGUACUUGCAGUCCGGCAAGGCCACCGACCAGACCGACGUGUUCAGCUACGGCGUGGUGGUGCUGGAGGUGUGCUGCGGGAGGCGGCCGAUCGACAAGGAGGAGGCCAACGGCGGCGGCGCAAGCAAGAACGUGAACCUGGUGGACUGGGUGUGGCGCCUGCACGGCGAGGACCGGCUCAUCGAGGCCGCCGACCCACGGCUCAACGGUGAGUUCGACAGGGAGGGGAUGCUGCGGCUGCUGCUCGUCGGGCUGAGCUGCGCCAACCCCAACUGCGAGGAGCGGCCGGCGAUGCGGCGGGUGGUGCAGAUACUGAACUGCGAGGCGGAUCCGGUGCCCGUGCCGCGGAAGAAGCCGCUCCUCGUCUUCAGCUCCAGCGCGUCCAUGAAGCUACAGGAGAUGGCCUUCUCCUGCGGCGACGACGUCAGGGGAGGCUAUCAGGUCAGCAAGCCGGCAUCGCCGAGAUCGGAGGGAGCCGACAUAGAACGCUGAUCCAAGAAAAACAAUGUACUGUUGUUGAGUAUACUGUAUGAAUUAUACUGCUUACAGUGUGAUUCUUCUUGUACACAUUGCUGUUGUGGUGUUGCUCAUAAGGGGAAUAUAGGUAAUAAUCCCCAAUUAUGUAUGGUUGUUGAAAUGCUAGUACGUCUACUGUGUUUAUCUCAUGCCCAGAUGAUCUUGUAUGGUUUUAUCCCCCGCGGAAUAAGAACCAAAUGUCACCUCAAAUUUUCA
This is a messenger RNA of Brachypodium distachyon (stiff brome), 2517 nucleotides long. RefSeq names its product probable L-type lectin-domain containing receptor kinase S.7. Gene Ontology annotation, molecular function: protein kinase activity; ATP binding; carbohydrate binding. The coding region runs from base 193 to 2277 and encodes 694 amino acids. The record is from RefSeq and is a predicted model, not a curated record. Gene Ontology annotation, biological process: protein phosphorylation. Lineage: Eukaryota; Viridiplantae; Streptophyta; Magnoliopsida; Poales; Poaceae. Gene Ontology annotation, cellular component: plasma membrane. The transcript has a single exon.